AUGAUUGCUCCAAAGACCGAUCUGGAAAAUCAGGAUGAAGAAAAUGCGAUUGCUAAUUCAAAUUUUGAGGUCUUGGCUACUUUCAGAUACGAUCCUGGUUUUACGCGUUGCAUAUCCUCAAAAGAUAAAAAAUUUGAGUACGUAGACCCCAGGUUAGGUUUAAGAGAUGAAGAAAUCAGGCAGCAGAUCACCAACGGGGAUUACUCAUGUUAUCUACGAGUUGAAAGAGCCAGUUCCAGCGCUAAACUUCUGAAAGAUAUCCGACUUCCUGAUGCUUGGAAACAGCGUUGCAAAACUAUUCAAUGCCAUCACAAGGAAAGUAUUUAUUCGCUUAUUUACGAAAGGUUUUUUUUAUUAGAUGAACAAUAUCAAAGAAUAAGGUUAGCAUUAUCAUAUUUCAAGAUUGAUUUCAACACAUCCCUAAGUGAUUUAUUCAGGUUGUUAGUUGAAAAUUUAGUUAAGUGUAAAGAAGGAACUGCAGAGUAUGAUGAAAAAAUACAAAAUUUGAUCAGUGAAAAACAAUGUUACAAAAUGCGUGUACUUAUUUCCAAGACAGGAAGUAUACGAAUGGAGGCGGUACCGUUACCUACGGCGCCCAUUCUUGAACCGACCAAAGAUUGUGACGUUUCCACCUAUUUUAUCAACACGAUGUUAAAUGGAUUUUUGAGUCGUUGCUCAAUAAAUUGGGACGUUGUCGUUUCCUCUGAACCAAUAAAUGGGUCCGCUUUCACCAGUUUCAAAACAACGUCAAGAGAUCAUUACACUAGGGCAAGAGCCCGCAUGCAGACCGCCGUGAAUAAAGUAAGAGGCGUAAAGCCUACUUGUCCUGUCUCUCAGUGUGAAAUUUUACUUCCCAACAAAUCUGGACAGCUGAUGGAAGGUUCAAUAACAAACGUAGCUGUAAUUCAAAGGGAUUCUAGUGGUACAGAAAAAUAUGUUACACCGAGACUGACAAGUGGAUGUCUAUGCGGUACAAUGCGUCACUAUUUGUUGCGCCUCGGUUUUAUUGAAGAGGGAGAUAUAAAGAUAGAAAGCCUGUCCAUUGGUGACAAAGUCUUGCUUUUCAAUGGUGUUGUGGGAUGCAUAAGGGGAACGAUAAAAACUAAAUAUUAG
Saccharomyces kudriavzevii IFO 1802 is the source of this 1113-nucleotide messenger RNA. RefSeq names its product aminodeoxychorismate lyase ABZ2 (gene ABZ2). Gene Ontology annotation, molecular function: catalytic activity. Gene Ontology annotation, biological process: carboxylic acid metabolic process. NCBI's taxonomy places the organism in Eukaryota, Fungi, Ascomycota, Saccharomycetes, Saccharomycetales, Saccharomycetaceae. The record is from RefSeq and is a predicted model, not a curated record. The transcript has a single exon. The coding region runs from base 1 to 1113 and encodes 370 amino acids.